This is a messenger RNA of Quercus lobata, 743 nucleotides long. Its product is annotated as RING-H2 finger protein ATL70-like. The record is from RefSeq and is a predicted model, not a curated record. Bases 161 to 637 code for a protein of 158 amino acids. Lineage: Eukaryota; Viridiplantae; Streptophyta; Magnoliopsida; Fagales; Fagaceae. The transcript has a single exon.
CACCAGAUAGCAACUCCCCAGUUUUGCAAGCUCAUGAUAAUCACAACUCUCUGUCUCUCUCGCCCAAAUACUUCUUCUUUGGUUAACACCAUCAUCACAGCCUGACUCAUCUUCUCUAGCUAUAGUUAUCUCUAUCAAUUUCUUUGAGGAACAACUAUAUAUGGAGUCUAGAGAAGAAACAGAAAACAUGGAUGGUUUUGCUUAUAGCUUUGGAUUCUCCAUUGGAAUUCUUGCGGUGAUCGUAGUGAUGACCGCGGCUUCUUACUAUUGCACUCGCUUGCAUUCCGCUUCUGAUCCUACGAACCACAACAGCAACACAACCCAUGAAGAUUCAGUGACCAUUGACAUAGGCCUUGAUGAAUCAACACUCAAUAGCUACCCCAAAUUGCUUUACUCACAAGCCAAGGUUCACAAAGGUGACUCAAUCGCUUCUUGCUGUUCUAUAUGUUUGACAGAUUAUAAAGAGAGUGAUACGCUUAGGCUUUUGCCUGAUUGUGGCCAUGUUUUCCAUCGCAAGUGUGUGGAUCCAUGGCUGCGGCUGCAUCCAACAUGUCCUAUGUGCAGGAAUUCGCGAGCCUCGACGCCUCUAGCGACUCCUCUUGCUGAGGUGGCUCCCUUAACAGGGCGAUUAGAUUGAGAAGUUGGCUGAAAUUGUUAUAGGUUUUAUCAAAUGUAUUUUUUCUUUUCACCAUUUCUCUAUGUAAUAGAAUGAAUGUUGUAAAAAUUCAUGCGGCCGGUUUGUA